This is a messenger RNA of Geodia barretti, 337 nucleotides long. NCBI's taxonomy places the organism in Eukaryota, Metazoa, Porifera, Demospongiae, Tetractinellida, Geodiidae. The record is from the annotation of a GenBank genome assembly.
UCGUGAGCAAAGGGUUAAAUAUUCUGAGCAUGCGCAUUAUGCUGCAUGCGUCCAUAUCCCAUGGACGUCUGGACGCUGGCAUGAGGAACAAUUUUCAUUUGGCUCAGGAUACCUCCCCAAUUUUGCAAAUGACACUUUCAAGAGCAUACGACUUGAGUUCGUGGUGGAGAGUGGUGACUGCCAUGUACAGACUGUCAGUCUCACUCAUUGUGAGGCUUGGCGUGGACUGAGAGAGAAAGCCUGGCACCGACAGCAUAUUGUGAGUUGCAAAUCAGUUGCAGGGAAUAUGAAUCUGUAAAGUAAAGAGAUUUCCUCUGGUAAGACAAAUGCACAUGGC